ACUCGUCCAACUCGCUCGCUCUCCGGACAUGCUACUUGCCAGAGUCUGACACAGCGCACAUCGCUCUCUCAGGACAGACAAAGCUGCUUGUCCCUUCUCCCACCCGCGUCUUUUCCCUGCACUCCCCCGACCUCGUCCCUUCCUUCUUCUUCCUUGCCUUGCAAACUCAGUCGAGCAGUCGAGCCCUCCAGCACUUCCCGCCGCUGCAGUAUAAAUGUCAGACACAGCCGUGCCUCGCAGACAGCCACCAAGCCCACUCGUCUUCUCUCCAGACACCGUCCUCCCGCCUAUCUCCGUCCAAGCCAACUCGUCCAGCCAUGGAACGGGUUCAGUCUCAGGCUCCGGUCCAAACACCGUCUCCAUGCCCUUCAUCAAGCGUCAUGUCACUCGCCGUCUCAAGUCUGCCAAGCAGGAGUGCGACAAGGACCUCCAGCGUGUAACCAAUGCCAUUACCGCCUUCUUUGAGGAACGGCUUAGAGAGGGAGACGUCGAUCAGUCUGAUGCUGAGCCCCCGCGCGACCCGGCUACCGUACCCGCAUCUGGAACCGUGACUGAACAACUGCGUCCCGCCCAGCUGGACGAGACCUACUCGGACGGUGGAUACGACGGCGAGGUCGAGGCUGGCCGUCAUUCCCGUCAACGUGCGUCUGCGUCUCCAGAAGAUCUUCAGGCAACUAGGCUGACUCGCUGGGCUUCCUCUCCUGGUAUUAUUGCAGCAUCAGUUUCGUCCAGUCCAGUCUCGCUUCAGCGGCAAAACACGCUUCCCAAGACCAGUGCAUCAAGCACCGCCCUUGCCGCUCCCGUCGAGGCGACCCCCCGUAAAGCACCAGUUAAUUUCAAUCCACAGGCCUCGUUGUCGUCCGCGACCGGAAGCCGGGCUUCACGUCGAUUGUCUCGCACAAUUCACAUCCCCGUGCGUGCAUCUCGAUCGGGCCAGAGUUCGCGGAGCACGUCCCGGUCCCGUUCACCCCUGCCUGCAUCCUCCCGUCACGGUUUCUCCGAAAACGCUGCAUCCACAAGUCCAAAUCGUCGGUCAUCACGCAUUUUAGUUGAUGACCCCGUGGACCCCAUCAUGACGACCCUUUACGAAAUUAUCGGCGUAGCCACCGAUAUUCAAGAGAUGUCGAUUUCUCAGCUAACUGCACAGCCCAAGGUCUGUUCACAGCUUGUUCAAAGAGUUCAGCAAAUCGGCAAAGCUUGGGACGAACACCCUGAUUGGCACGGUCGAAACUGGUAUGUCCAGGUUCUCCUGGCAGUGGCCAGUCUCAGCCGGGUCGUCGAGUGGUGGGAGGCCGAGAAGCAAUUUUGGAACUUUGAUGACGAUGAUGACGAUGAACAGGAACCAUUUGCUUUCUUGCUCAAGCCUGCAGAAGAACCUGGAGCUACCCCUGCGCCAACACCGACGAUAUCACAAGGUGCUGACUCGGAUAAUCAAAAACAGUUAUCACUUGCUCCGGAUGGUGAAAAUCGGCUUCGGUUAUCUCGAACCACAAGUCAUCCAGGACAAUCGCGAGAUGAGCUGCGUCGUCCUUCUGCGACUGUCCCGAAGGAACAUGAUUUCGCACGACAGCCGACAAAGCCUAUGGACACGACGGAGUCAGCACGAGUUCUAGCCACGGAAAGACUCCGUCUUCAAGCAGAACAAGCCCAGAGCCAGAACAUUGUGAUUGAACUUAGUCUCGAUGGGGAUCAUCUCCUUUGGAUCAAUUACGCUUGGGCUUCGGUGGUGGGUUCGGAUCCCGAAGAAGUGGCUGGGACUAAGCUGUCACGGCUAUUAGCGCCUGCAGAUUCGAGCGUAUUCCGCGAGGCUACUGAACAGCUUCUUGCUGACGACUCCCACACUAUUGAAACCCGUUUUCGCUUGCAGGUCGAUAUGGGUUCGGACUCGCCGAACCGUAGUGUGCGUUAUCGUGAGAUGGAAGGUAAAGGUAUGCUGAUGAUUGACCCGGGUGACGGCCAACCAUCGCACACGAUGUGGGUUAUCAAAUCCGUGGGACCUCCAACAUAUGAUCAGUCACCGAUGUUGCUAGCUGAAGCAGGUCCUAUUCGGGAAGAACCCGGGACGACUGAGGACAUUGAGGCACUUGACGAAGAACAGCAGGGGAACAAAUCUUUCCGAUUCACAAGGCCGAUGACUUCCGCAGUCAUCCUCUGCCGUAUCUGUGAGAACAAUAUACCGGAAUGGUUCUUUGAGAAGCACAAUGAGACUUGCAAUGACGUACACAAACUCGAGGCUGAUAUUGGGGAAUGCAAUGAAUCUAUUGCUGAACUGCGCAGUACCAUCCGUGAGCUCCGUCUUGCCAUUGACCGAGCUUCACCGACCUUCGUGCCUGAGUACCGAGGGAUGCCUGUUAUGGUCCCUGCGACUCCGCCUAAUGGUUCAGGUGCUUUGCACUUGUUUAAGCCGCCGUUGGUCUCGAAAAUGCAGAGAUCAAUGCUGAAAAGAAAUCAACGCCGACUUUUGGAACAGUUAGACGAUAUUCUUCAGCUGGCAUUUGAAGUUUCCUUGCCGUCGCUGAAGGACGAGGAAGUCAAGGAGCCGAUCGAACGUCAACGGCUGUUAUCUCCGAGCUCUGAUCGCAAGAUGACGCAGGUCAGGAGCUGGUCGAAGCCCUCAACAGAAGAUGCUGCGUUGUCACGACUAAUCAGCGACGCAGAGAGGUUGAUGCGAUCAAAGAUGGAUUCUGUUGUCCGAAUGCAGAAUACCAUCAGGUACGCAGAGAAGGUCCGGCAAGAGUGGGAAGAGAAAAUGGAGCAGCUUACUCUGCAGGAGGAAGAAGAGGACUUUGAUGGCGAAGAAGAUGAGGAGGGUGAGGAGGGUGAGGAAAACGGUGAACAAGACGUCGUCGGUGAGGACGAUCGUGAUAGCACGAGGGCCGAGUAUGCCUUCAGCGGAGAAUCGGUUGCAUCGUCUGAACCGACACCUGUGGCUUUGUCUCCUGAUCCUACUCCUGUGGCAUCUUCGCCGGCGUCCUCUUCCACAGCAUCAUCUCGCAGCAACAGCAUCCGGAUGCCUCUUCCCUCAUCGGCAGCGGCUAUGUAUCAAGCUGCCAACUUGAACUCAUUCACGCGUUCCUCUACGCCCGCGUCAAUCACCUCGCCGCUGGCUCUAGCUGCUCCUAUUGUUGCUUCGGAUACAGAACAUUCCUCGCCGUCAUCAAGUCCGAAAGACAAGCAGAAGUCUAUUGCUCACAGAAAAUCCCAAGCUCUUGAGCCGAGGGUUACCGUCACACCUCCGAUUUCGCCGAGUAUCGCACCUCGUGACAGCGUCAGCAGCGCCGACGGCAGCAGGCGUUCUCGUCGUCUAUCUACUGUAAACACAAAUCCGGUCUCAAGCCCCAGUGGCUCCGUCACUGGGCCUCUUUCUCCCAGGAUACCCUCCGUUAUGCCAUCGUCGAAAAGCACUCCUACUAGCAUAAGAGAUUUCGAAAUAAUCAAGCCUAUUUCCAAGGGUGCCUUCGGCUCCGUCUUCCUUGCAAAGAAGCGGGUUACUGGCGACUAUUAUGCGAUCAAGGUUCUCAAAAAGGCCGACAUGAUUGCGAAGAAUCAAAUCACUAAUGUCAAGGCGGAACGGAUGAUUCUGAUGAACCAAGCAGAGUCGCCGUUCGUUGCGAAACUCUAUUUUACUUUCCAGAGCAAGGAUAAUUUGUAUCUUGUUAUGGAGUAUCUUAAUGGUGGAGACUGCGCGGCACUUAUCAAGUCCUUAGGCUCUCUCCCAGAGGAAUGGACUAGACAAUAUAUUGCGGAGGUAGUUCUUGGUCUGGAGUACCUACACGAGCGGGGUAUAGUACACAGAGACUUGAAGCCCGAUAAUUUGCUAAUCGACCAACACGGUCACCUCAAGUUGACCGAUUUUGGUCUUAGCAGGAUCGGUUUACUCGGUCGUCAAACCCGGGAUUUGAAUGUCGAGCGUGCGCGGCCACGGACGAGACAUAGUCCGGGAUCUCGUCCGCCGUCCAUGGAUGCAGCCUAUCUGUCAUCCCCGCUCCUGCUUUCAGUAGACUUACUGGGAGGUUCGUACUUCUCACAGCGGAUUGGGAGUGUUUCCGCACCUCCACUUGCAUCAUCUCCUCAUUUGUCCACUGGCACACCCACAGAUGACAUCAGCGAGUCGAGUGGAUCGGAUAGCCUCUCAGGCUUUUUCCUUCGUCGAACUGGCAAAAAUAACGGACGGGAGAGUCCUGUCCAGUCUUUCGCGAAUGAACUUACCAAUGAUCUACGUUUGUACGCGCAUACUCCGUCUGGUCUCGGGACGCCUUCCGGAGAACAGAAGUUUGUUGGUACUCCGGAUUACCUUGCUCCUGAAAGCAUUCUUGGUAUUACUGGUGACGAUGCUGUUGUUGAUUGGUGGGCACUUGGUGUUAUCACCUAUGAAUUCCUCUACGGGAUUCCACCCUUCCAUGCUGAGACUCCUGAAAAAGUAUUUGAGAAUAUUCUUUCAGGGCAUAUUGAUUGGCAUGAAGAGUACAUCGAUUUCUCUCAGGAGGCACUUGAUUUCAUGAAGCGACUGCUGAAUGUAGAUCCUUCCAACCGUCUCGGUGCAAACGGUGCGGCUGAAGUUAAAGCCCAUCCAUUUUUCACCGGCAUCGAAUGGGACAAGGUUACGACUAGGGAGGCUGCAUUUAUCCCACAAAUUUCAGACCCUGAAUCGACAGAUUAUUUCGAUCUCCGAGGUGCAUCAACUCAGCUUUUCCACGAUGACGACGGAGGGAUUCCUGUUGGCCAAUCUGCUGCUACACCAGGUAUCGGCUCGUUUGCGAUUCCCACAAGUACAGGGACUGCAGCUAUUCCAAUCGCUACGAGUCACAGCGGACAUUCGCCAACGCAAGAUGACUUUGGAUCCUUCAGUUUCAAGAAUUUGCCUGUCCUGAAACAAGCGAAUGACGAUGUGAUACGGAAGUUGAAGACCGAUCAAAUGACGCCGAUGGUACACGCACUAAGCGAACCUGCGCAGAUCUACAGACCGCAUAGGCGGAGCGUGUCACAGAGGAUCAAGAAACCGCCGAGCGUCGUCACUCAGCUUGAGGGAGGCAAGCCAUCCACUACGAACCCGCCUUCUCCUGCGACUUCUGUGUCGUCGGUUGCGUCUUCACCGUCACGUGCGAGUAUGGCACCCUCAACUCCGGGAAGUGUCCAGGCGAAUCACAACCAUUCGCGGAAGCCGUCCGAGUUCGGAGCCAUCGAACGAUUCAAGCAGAAUCACCUUGAGAGCGAUGUAUCAAGACGAAAUUCGAUGCCUAGCCGCCUCAGGACCGCAUCGGUCUCAACGAGCGGAGAGGGGUCUUUGUCGGAUCACUGGCCCGCCUCUGUCUCACAUGUCUCCAGUCACUUUGAGUCCACACCUCCAUCAUCCAACUCUGGGUCGCUUGAUUUACGGCGUGGUAUGGACAUCAAUGACCGAGCCUUGACGUGCUUGCUUGCAGAGGACAACCCAAUUACUGCCAAGAUCAUUGAGACACUUCUCAUCCGUCUUGGUUGUCGAGUUGUCGUAGUUGCUGAUGGAUCAGAAGCCAUAAGUGUCGCUCAUGGCGAUAUCAAAUUUGACUGCAUCUUGAUGGAUUUGCACAUGCCAAUAGUUGACGGCGAAAGUGCAGCUCGCCUCAUUAAGAGCACGAACAACAAGAACAGUAGUGUGCCUAUUAUUUCUGUGAGCGCCUACAGUGGAUCAGACAGUUUUGCGAGCACGCUCUUUGCUGCAUCUUUGUCCAAGCCGGUUCAGAAGGCAGAUCUGCUAGCUGUUAUGCGGCAACUAGGAUUCAAAACGUCCACGCAUCAGGACCGUGGUGCACCGGCUACACGUGUGAUUGCUGUUCGAUAGCACUUGCCGAUGUUAUUUUUCUUUCCUUUUUCUGUUAUUCUUCACCCACAAACCAUAUUCAAUCGUUUUCAGCCCUUUUUUUCUUCCUUACGUACGAUCUCACGAUAUCUCCAGUCCAGCCUUCGCAAGCCUACAUAUGCAUUUCUCUACCUUUUUUUUUUUUUACUUUCCCAAUCACAAACCCAAAGAACCAGCAUUGAACCACCAUUCCUCACCCCUGCAAGCAUUUAUCCACGUUACGUUCAUG
Messenger RNA from Fomitiporia mediterranea MF3/22, 6065 nucleotides. RefSeq lists its product as uncharacterized. The coding region runs from base 215 to 5818 and encodes 1867 amino acids. Gene Ontology annotation, biological process: peptidyl-serine phosphorylation; phosphorelay signal transduction system. Lineage: Eukaryota; Fungi; Basidiomycota; Agaricomycetes; Hymenochaetales; Hymenochaetaceae. Gene Ontology annotation, cellular component: nucleus; cytoplasm. The transcript has 6 exons. Gene Ontology annotation, molecular function: ATP binding; protein serine/threonine kinase activity. The record is from RefSeq and is a predicted model, not a curated record.